AGGAACAUACAUAACCUAAUUCUCGUCACAUACCGGAAAAUAAUGGAAAACACACCAAACAGUCACUCCGGUGACUUCCGUAAAAGUACGGAAGACUGCGCUAUUUGCUUGGACAAAAUUCAGGAGAAGAAGACAUUAAAGUGCUUGCACUCUUUUUGCUCUGAGUGUAUCGACUCGGUUUUCAAGUUUAAGCCGGCUUGUCCGAUAUGCAACACCUACCACGGACAACACACGGGGAACCAGCCGGAGGGCACGAUGACGGUGACGCGGAGCUGGCAGCGGCUGCCAGGCUUUGAGCACUGCGGGUCUAUUGUGAUACAGUACACAUUCCCAGCGGGGAUACAAGGGCCUGAGCACCCAAACCCCGGAGUGAGGUACAGCAGCACCUCUCGUGUUGCAUUCCUGCCAGCCUGCGAGGAGGGUGAGAAAGUCCUGAAGCUGCUGAGGAAGGCCUUCGACAGGAGACUCACCUUCACCAUCGGACGAUCUGUCACCACAGGCCUCAACAAUGUCAUCACCUGGAACGACAUCCAUCACAAGACCAACAUACAAGGUGGACCACAAUGUUUUGGAUAUCCAGAUCCAGAAUAUUUGUUCAGGGUUCAAGAGGAGCUUCGUCGUAAUGGAGUGACAGAGGAUGACUGAUGCGUGAAGACAAUCAGAGGACGUCCUUCUAAUAUAUUUAAUACUGUGUAUUGUUACAUAUUUGCACAUUUUGCAUCAUCAAGCAGGCAUCUUCACCACUGACUUUUUUCCUCUAUCGAGUGGAUAAAUUGAAUAAUUAUAUUGAGACAUGAAGAUUGUCUGUCAACUAACUAUGCAAAAUAAUAUUUUAAACUCUGUACAGUAUAUAAUAUACACAAUGAUUAUAGUACUGUAGGUACUAAAAGGUAGUAAAGACGUUAUACAAUUUUAAUAAUGUAAAAAUGCCAUGUAUCAUCUUUUGUUAAAACUGGAUCACAGGUCUGGUGCAGAGAACCAUAGGAGGCAGAACAGGUCUUUACUUGGUCUGGCUCACAGUCAGCAACAAGGAUGCAGCCAAAACAAGCAAACUGAUCCUGAGGGCUAAGAUGAGAAGAAUAAAAAAAGGCUGGACAGCAUAAACAACAUAGACUAUCUAACAAGGAGUGACUGCUACCUGUUUUCUGUAUAGACUGAUACAUGGAUAGUGUCGAUAUGUCCCAAUGAUGAUGUCCACAACAAUCUUGAAACAUUGGCUUUAGCUUUAGCACAUUUCUGAACAUAAGUGGAAUGGGUGAACCAACAUAUCAUUACUGUUGUAUAUUUCAAGCUUACACGGUAAUGGAGUAAGCCUACUUUGCUAUAGCUGACACUGGGUGACUGCUUUGACUUUGCUCAGUAUGAUUAAUUCACACAUUCAACCAGAGAGGUCCAUGUAGGAAACCUUUGCACGCCUAUGACAAUAUGGUUAACGUCGGAAAUGAGAGACGAUAAUGUAUGUGGUAUUGUCAAGUCUGAUGGUAUUCUAUAUUUUGCUUAAUGUCAACAAAUCCAAUGAAAAGACUAAAACCAACAAUGAAUUGCUCCUACUAGCAAGUGUUGCCUGUGUAGCCACACAUGUAGCUUAUUCCUCUCUGCCACAGACUACCAUUGGAGUACAAAAGCUAAUAAAAACACAUAAAGGUGA
This is a messenger RNA of Micropterus dolomieu (smallmouth bass), 1648 nucleotides long. RefSeq names its product probable E3 ubiquitin-protein ligase DTX3. Gene Ontology annotation, biological process: Notch signaling pathway; protein ubiquitination. Bases 43 to 645 code for a protein of 200 amino acids. The transcript is spliced from 3 exons. Gene Ontology annotation, molecular function: metal ion binding. The record is from RefSeq and is a predicted model, not a curated record. Lineage: Eukaryota; Metazoa; Chordata; Actinopteri; Centrarchiformes; Centrarchidae.